AUGAUUAUAAAAAUUCUAGACCCGUCUAAAAAUGCCACGUAUCUCUGGUUGCCAGUUUAUUUCUACGAUGAGCCAUUUCAAUUUCAGAUUUUAAGCUCAAUAAUCGAACUUGUAUUUUACAUAAGUUGUUUUCAUCUUAUGACGAUUAGCCUUUAUGUGAUGCUGAAAGUUCAAAUUUUUCAUCGAAAUCUUUAUAUUCUUUAUAUUCCAAUGUUUUGUGUCUGGUAUGGGCUUAUCGCUGGUAAGCUUAUCACAAUAGCUUAUCGUUUGAAAUUUGUGGAUCUGGACUAUGAGCUCGGCGAGCACAUUGCUAUGUGGACAGAUGAUCAGGCAAAAAUGUUGCAUGUCAGCUCGUUGCGAGGACUGGAGUUAUUGAUUUUUGGUGGAUUCGUGCAAUGGCAUUAUAUGUAUACGGUUGUUUAUGGUAUUCUUGGUGUGGCCGCGGAAAGAGCGAUCGCAUCGGUUUUAAUAGAAAACUACGAGACCAACACUCAACUCUACAUCCCAAUUGCCCUCACAAUCAUCACCCAAUUUCUAGCCAUAUCCACGUCACUUUCAGUUCUUUUCCACAAAGCUUCCGUGUUUCUGUCCCAUUUACCAUGGAUUAUCAGCUGCUCCCUCGGAGCUCUGGCUUAUUUGUUCAUUAAAAUCGUCAACGAAAAUUUUCAAAAACAGAUCACCAAUCCGCGACGGAAGCGACUUUUUACGAUUUCUCAGCAAUUUCAGGUCAAGGAGAAUUUGCGCGCUUUAAGGCUUGGAACCCGUCUGGUGUUUGUCGUGUUCUUCUACGUUGCCUUUGUCUCUUUUGGAAUGUUCGCUUUAGCAUUUGACCUCGUCUCUUCCGCCUAUUGUCACUUUGUCGAAAAUUUUCUAUUUCUAAAUCCCUACCCAAUAUGCUUCACCGCAAUGCUCACAAUUCCACACUGGCGGAAGCACUUCCAAAACGCGUGUUUCACCUGGCGGCUCGUGAAGUCCGCGUGGACAAAACCGAAGACGUCUACGACUUCUGUGGAGAUUUCUACUACGAAAAAGUUGGAAGCGGAGACGGAUUUGUACUUCAGACAGCUUAAUGAAUCAUGGAUAUGAAACUUUUUUUUAUUUGAAUACAAUAAUUUU
Caenorhabditis elegans is the source of this 1116-nucleotide messenger RNA. It is a transcript of the gene sre-32, whose product is annotated as Serpentine receptor class epsilon-32. Lineage: Eukaryota; Metazoa; Nematoda; Chromadorea; Rhabditida; Rhabditidae. The coding region runs from base 1 to 1086 and encodes 361 amino acids. Gene Ontology annotation, biological process: sensory perception of chemical stimulus. The record is from RefSeq and is marked reviewed. The transcript is spliced from 5 exons. Gene Ontology annotation, cellular component: membrane.